This is a messenger RNA of Perognathus longimembris pacificus (Pacific pocket mouse), 2283 nucleotides long. RefSeq names its product HEXIM P-TEFb complex subunit 1 (gene Hexim1). NCBI's taxonomy places the organism in Eukaryota, Metazoa, Chordata, Mammalia, Rodentia, Heteromyidae. The transcript has 2 exons. The coding region runs from base 842 to 1912 and encodes 356 amino acids. The record is from RefSeq and is a predicted model, not a curated record. Gene Ontology annotation, cellular component: nucleoplasm; nucleus; cytoplasm. Gene Ontology annotation, molecular function: cyclin-dependent protein serine/threonine kinase inhibitor activity; 7SK snRNA binding. Gene Ontology annotation, biological process: negative regulation of cyclin-dependent protein serine/threonine kinase activity; negative regulation of transcription by RNA polymerase II.
GACACUCGUCGGCGGUCAUGCACUCCCCCAGACAGGGCAGUGACGAGACCAAACCGGCCCCGGGAGGCCAUUUUCUUUGACCAAAGCCGAGGCCGGGGUCGGCUCCCUCAGCCCCACCCGGCGCUUCCUAUCUGGCCCAGGAGAGGUUUUGUCGUGGAUCACAGUGCACUGGCCUCGGGGACAGGGAGGAAAUAGCCGAUCCCUGGCGGGGGGCCGGGAUCCGGGCCGCUUCCAGCGGAGGGUCCCCCGGGUAGGCGGGAGUCGACGUCACCGGGACUCGAACCCGCCCUCUCAUCCCCAGAGGCCUAAGUCUGUGGCGGCUGCUGGAAAACGAACUGUCGCACUGUCCCUUUAAGGCGGCACUUUUUACUCGGCAUUUGUUUACUUCUUCUUGCGCUCUUCGGUUUUUUUUUUUUUUUGAGAAUUAUAUCCACAAUAUCCUUCCGCAAAGAUCCGUUCUGGAGCCGAGCUACCUGCCUUGAAGCUAUUACUGCAAAUCUCGUAAAUCAGGAGUUUGCAGCGAUGUUCAGCCUCUCUGUAUGUGAUUUUUAAUCCUUUUACACUUUAGGGACUACUUUUUUGGGAAUAAACCAUUUUAAAGUUUUGUUAGCAAGUGUUUGUGACCGCCAGAACCUUCCCGCCGAAGGCACAGUACGCUAACAGUCUCUUAAACACACCUUUUCUUAAAGAUACUCUGUGUGGGCUCCCAUCGGUCAUGGAAUCUUCUCAUAUUCCUGACUCAGAAUGGUAUGGUCCAGAGCCCGCCCCGUCUUCUCCGCGAUUGGUCUUCCUUCCUAGGAGAGACGAGACUUCAAACUUCAAGAGGAGGACUUAACUAGCCAUGGCCGAGCCACUCUUGUCAGAAUAUCAACACCAGCCUCAAACUAGCAACUGUACAGGUGCUGCUGUUGUCCGUGAGGAGCAGAACCCCGACCGCCCCCCGGGCGCGGAGGAGCGGGUGCCCAAGGAGGACGGUAGGUGGCAAUCGAGAGCGUCCCCCCUGUCGGGCGGCUGUCCGGGGCUGGAGGGAGAAGGGAGCCUGGAGCCCCAGCCGCCUCCCAUGCAGACCCAGGCCUGUCCGGAAUCUAGCUGCCUGGACGCGGGUGAGAAAGGCCAGAAUGGGGACGACCUGUCCGCCGGCGGCGCCUCUCCGCCGGCGGGAGGGGAGCCGACGUCCGAGCCGCCCGCCCAGCCGGUUCCUGACCCUGAGACCAUCAAGUUGGGGGCUCCCGCCGCUGGGGGCGAGGAGGCGUGGGGACAGCAGCUGAGGCAGCUGGGCAAGAAGAAACAUAGGAGACGCCCCUCCAAGAAGAAGCGGCACUGGAAACCGUACUACAAGCUGACCUGGGAGGAAAAGAAAAAGUUUGACGAGAAGCAGAGCCUACGAGCUUCGAGGAUUCGAGCCGAGAUGUUCGCCAAGGGCCAACCGGUUGCGCCCUACAACACCACGCAGUUCCUCAUGGAUGAUCACGACCAAGAGGAGCCGGAUCUCAAAACCGGCCUCUACCCCAAGCGGGCUGCGGCCAAGUCCGACGACACCAGCGACGAGGACUUUAUGGAGGAGGCGGGCGAGGAGGACGGGGGCAGCGACGGUAUGGGGGGCGACGGCAGCGAGUUUCUGCAGCGGGACUUCUCGGAGACGUACGAGCGGUACCACGCGGAAAGCCUGCAGAACAUGAGCAAGCAGGAGCUCAUCAAGGAGUACCUGGAGCUGGAGAAGUGCCUCUCGCGCAUGGAGGACGAGAACAACCGGCUGCGGCUGGAAAGCAAGCGGCUGGGGGGCGAUGACGCGCGCGUGCGGGAGCUGGAGCUGGAGCUGGCCCGGCUGCGCGCCGAGAACCUCCAGCUGCAGACGGAGAACGAACUCCAUCGGCAGCAGGAGCGGGCGCCGCUUUCCAAGUUUGGAGACUAGACUGUAAACUUCUGGGGGGAGGGGGCAAAGGGGGACUUUUUACAGUGCUGGAAUGUAACAUUAUAUACAUGUGUAUAUAAGACAGUGGAUCUUUUUAUGACAUAAUCAGAAGAGAAAAUCCCCUCCGGCUUUGGUUGGUUUGGUAAACUUAGCUAUGAUGUAGCUUUGCGUGCUUUCUCCUGUUCUUUAAUUAUGUGAAACUGAAGGGUUGUUUUCUUGUUUUCCUUUUUAAAGUUUUUUAAUGUGUAAUUUGACCAAAUUAUAAUGCAUUUUUCUGUUAAGAGAAAUCCCCCUCAAACCAAGCUAUAAGGUGGCCAAAUCUGAGAACCAAUAAAUUCUAGUUAUAAUAAAUUUAAUAUUUGUAAAUGUAA